ACCUCUUGGAAUGAUGGUUCACAUGAACGGGUCUUCUAUUGAUUUGCCAAUAAGAGUCUUGUUUGUAACUCAAAUGUCAGGGUCACAUCUUGGUAUCGAUAAACUAGCAAUUAUGUGUUUUACUGUUUUGCUGAUGACAAUAGCAGCUCCUGGUAUAUCCGUAGGACCCUACCCAACAUUUCUCGUAACAACCCUCUCUAUCCUGGGUGUACCACCACCGCCCUCUAUAUCACUUUUGAUAGCUGCUGAAUGGAUUGUAGAACGAGCGCGAUCAACAAGCAACGUUAUCGGUGAUUGUUACGUUGCAGCGUUUGUGGAGAAGUUGUGCUCAGCCAACUUACCGAAGAUUGAUGUCGACAUUCAAGAAGUUUGAUAUUUCUUUCUUUCUGCAUUUGUAACAUGUAAAUACUAAGUUUACGAGCUUUCUCGCCCA
Molecule: messenger RNA, 433 nt
Organism: Limulus polyphemus (Atlantic horseshoe crab)
Lineage: Eukaryota; Metazoa; Arthropoda; Merostomata; Xiphosura; Limulidae
Product: excitatory amino acid transporter 3-like
Exons: 3
Coding region: 11-373 (120 amino acids)
Biological process (GO): L-glutamate transmembrane transport
Cellular component (GO): plasma membrane
Molecular function (GO): neutral L-amino acid transmembrane transporter activity; glutamate:sodium symporter activity; L-glutamate transmembrane transporter activity
Source: RefSeq, a predicted model, not a curated record